AUGGAUACUUAUAACACAAACCAUUCUUCAAAGAUUACGAAUGAAAAUGAUGAAAAUAUAAUAGUAGAUAGGAACCGAAAAAAUAAAAAUUAUGGGAAUUAUAUAAAUAAAGAUAAUAAUGAUACUUAUUAUAAAAAUAAAAUAUCUAAUGAUAAAAAAGACGGCACUAAAUUGAAAGUGGAUGAAACUAAAAAUAAGACAGAACUAAUUGUAGAAACAGAAGAUAAUGAAUAUAUUGCUACAGAUGAGAGUAGCAGUAAUUUAAGUGAUGAUUUAGACAAUGAACUAGUUGAAGAAAAUGAUAUCGAAAAAAGAAAUGAACUAAAAGAAUUAGCAAAUAUAUGUUUAGAAAAUAAUUUGACUAUAAAUAAUGAAAAUAUCCAAAUUAUUAGAAAAUUAAAAGAGAAAAGAAGGUUAGAAGAUCGAUUAAAAAAAAAUGAAGAUAUAAAAGAUUUUGAAGAAAAAAGACAAAUUUUAGAGAAAAUUGAAUAUCAUGAAUGGGCUGAUAGAGAAAAACGAAUAAAAGAAUUACAAGAGAAAAAAAUGAAACUAUUAAAAAAAGUUAUAAUUCAAAGAGAUACAGAAAAAGCAGAUAAAAUAUUUUAUGAAGUAGAAAAAGUAAUACAAAAUAGAGAUAAAAAUAAAGAUCAAAUUAUCGAAAAUUUUGAAAAGGAAAAAGCUAAAGAUAUUCGAAAUCAAUUUAUUCAAAAAAAAAAUAAUUUAAAAACAAUUUUUAGUAAAAAAACAGAUGUAAUAGAUGACAUGAAUGAUUAUACAUCAAACUAUAACUUAGAAUUAGAAAGAAAUGGAAUUAUCCCCCCAAAAUUAGAUGAACCAACUUCAAACAAAAUCGAUAAUUUAUUAAAUAGCAAUGAUAUAGAUUCUUUGACUAGCACAUUUAAUAAAUCAUUAGAUUCUAUGUAUAAAGAUAAGAAAUAUGACAAAUUGUCAAAAUAUGAAAAGAAAAAAAACAAAGAUGUUAUUGAUACAUUUUAUAGAUACUUAAAUAAAGAAGAAAAACAAUAUACUUGCGAUGACUAUUUAAUAAGUGAUACAAAUAAAACAGCAAAAAAAAUGCAGUGUAUAAAAAUUAACUUCCCAUCUAUAGAUAUAAAAAAUAGUGAAGAAGACACUUUUGAAAAAAAUGUCUUAUAUUUACAAAAUUUAUUAAGAGGAAAAGCUAUCAAAAAACUUAUGGACGAUGGAAAACAUUCUUGCAUUGAUUUAAUUGAAGAAUUAAAAACGUAUGCAAAAAUAGAUCAAUAUAGUUCAGAUGAAAAAGAAGCUUUUGAGAAAGAAAAUUUGGACGAAAUAAAAAUUGAUGCAUAUCUUGAAAAUAUGCAAGGAAAAUAUACAUCAGAAUUAUUAGAUGCCUUAUCUAAUGAAUUAGAAAAAUAUGAAGAGGAAAGAAAAAUUGCUAUUUUAGUUAAAUAUGCUGAAAGAGAGAGACGAUUGAAAGAAUGCAAAGAAAAAGGAAAAAGACAAGCUGAACUAUUAUUAAGAGAAAAAGAAGACUAUUUAUUUAAUGAAAUUAUGGGAUUAAACAAUCAAACCGUUGAUUCAUAUCUAGAAGACAUUUUAACUAAAGCUAUAAAUGAUUCAUCAAAAGAAGAAGCAUUAGCUCGAACUAAAAAAAAAACAGAACAAUUAAAUGAAAUUUAUAAUUCAUUGGACAGUCAAAAUGAUGAACAUAAUAAAUUCAUUGUCAAAGAUUUGGUAGGAAAUUUCAUUAUUCCAUAUGUAGAUAAACAAAGAGGUGCAGAAUUCGAUUUAUUGGAACAAAAAAAAAAUAAUUACAUAUCUAAUUUUGCAACGCAACACGUUUUUUCAAAAAUUAAUGAAGCAUUUUAA
Messenger RNA from Plasmodium vinckei vinckei, 1851 nucleotides. RefSeq names its product conserved Plasmodium protein, unknown function. The transcript has a single exon. NCBI's taxonomy places the organism in Eukaryota, Apicomplexa, Aconoidasida, Haemosporida, Plasmodiidae. Bases 1 to 1851 code for a protein of 616 amino acids. The record is from RefSeq and is a predicted model, not a curated record.